AUGGGGGAGCAGAGAGAAUAUGGAGGACCAUGUCUGGGGUUUUUCCUGGCUCCACAUCAGUGUGCUCGGGAGGUCAGUGAGGAGCCGUUCACGCUGAACUUCACCAUCGACAACCUGCGCUACUCAGCAGAUAUGGGCCACCCCGGCUCCCUCAAGUUCAACAUCACAGACAGCCUCAUGCAGCACCUGCUCGGCCCAUUGUUCCAGAGGAGCAGCCUAGGAGCCCGAUAUGCAGGCUGCAAGGUCACCUCACUGAGGUCUGUGAAGAAUGGCGCCAAAACAAGGGUGGACAUCCUCUGCACCUACCGGCAGCCCCCCAGCAGCCCAGGUCUGCCUGCCAGGCAGGUGUUCCAUGAGCUGAGCCGGCAGACCCAUGGCAUCACCCGGCUGGGCCCCUAUUCUCUGGACAAGGACAGCCUCUACCUCAAUGGCUAUAAUGAACGUGGUCCAGAUGAGCCUCCUACAACUCCUGGGGCAGCCACCACAUUCCUGCCUCGUUCAUCAUCACCUGUGCAACUAGAAGCCACCACAGCUAUGGGACACAACCUGAAGACCUUCACACUAAACUUCACCAUCUCCAACCUCCAGUAUUCAAUGGACGUGAGCAAUGGCUCAGCUGUGUUCAACUCCACCAAGAGGACCUUGCAGCGCCUGCUUGGAUCCUUGUUCCAGAAAAGCAGUCUGGGCCCCUUCUACUCAGGUUGCAGACUAAUCUCCCUCAGACCUGAGAAAGAUGGGGCAGCCACCCAUGUUGAUACCAUCUGCACCUACCGCCAUGAUUCCAUGGGCCAUGGGCUGGACAGAGAGUGGCUUUACUGGGAGCUGAACCAGCUGACCCAUGGUGUCACCCAGAUGGGCCUCUACACCCUGCUCAGUGACAGCCUCUUGGUCAAUGGCUAUGCACCCCAGCAUUUAUCUACCCAGAGGGAGUAUCAGCUAAAUUUCCGCAUCAUCAACUGGAACCUCAGCAACCCCACAUCCUUGGAGUACACAGCCCUGCGGAGGGACAUCCAGGACAAGGUCACCGAACUCUACAGAGGCAGCCAGCUACAAGACAUAUUCCACUCUUGCCUGGUCACCAACUUGACGUUGGGCUCCAUGUUUGUCACCAUCCAGGCACUGUUCUCUUCUAAUGUGGACCCCAGCGUGGUGAAGAAAGUCUUUCUGGACAAGACCCUGAAUGUCUCAUCCCACUGGCUAGGCACCACCUAUCAGCUGGCGGACCUUCAUGUGACAGAAGUGGAGCCAUCAGCUCAUCUACCAACAGACAAACCAACAAGCAGUCCCUUCCCCAAGCACUUCCAGCUGAAUUUCACUGUCACCAACCUACUCUAUUCCCAGGACAUAGCCCAGCCAGGCACCACCAAACACCAGCAGAACAAGAGAAGUAUUGAGAAUGCGCUCAACCAGCUCUUCCAGAACAGCAGCAUCAAGAAUUUUUUCUCUGACUGUCAAGUUUUAGCAUUCAGGUCUGUCCCCCACAGCAACCACACUGGGGUGGACUCCUUGUGUAACUUUUCACCAUUGGCCCCGAGACUGGACAGAGUUGCCAUCUAUUUGGAGUUCCUGAGGCUGACCAAAAAUGGUACCCAGUUGCAGAACUUUACCCUGGACAGAAACAGUGUCUUUGUGGAUGGGUAUUCUCCCAACAGAAAUGAUGUCUUAACUGAGAAUUCUGACCUCCCCUUCUGGGCCAUCAUCCUUAUCUGCUUGGCGGGACUCCUGGUACUCAUCACAUGCCUGAUCUGCUGCUUCCUGGUCGCUGUCUGCCGGCGGAAGAAGGAGGGAAACUACGAGGUUCAGCAGCACAGCCUGGGCUCUUACCUGCCACACCUGGACCUGAGGAAGCUGCAGUGAGAGCUCUGCGUGAGGCUCCAACGGAGCUUGGCUGGAGCAGGAAUAAACCACAUUGGUCGGACACAG
Molecule: messenger RNA, 1923 nt
Organism: Leptonychotes weddellii (Weddell seal)
Lineage: Eukaryota; Metazoa; Chordata; Mammalia; Carnivora; Phocidae
Source: RefSeq, a predicted model, not a curated record